Molecule: messenger RNA, 2340 nt
Organism: Adineta steineri
Lineage: Eukaryota; Metazoa; Rotifera; Eurotatoria; Adinetida; Adinetidae
Source: the annotation of a GenBank genome assembly
AUGUCCACAAUUGAUGAUGAUCAAGGAACAUUACUGAAUAAUAAUGAACAAACAAUUCAAGAUGAUUAUAGAUUAUCAUAUCGAAAUCGGAAUGCUGAAAAACGUCCGUUACGUUUUUGUUUUUGUUGUAUAUUUUUAUUUUCACUUGUAUUUGCAACAUCAUUUGUUUUAUUAAGUCCAUAUUUAUUUCGUCCAAAUAAUCAAGAAAAAUUUGAUGAUAAUAUACAAAUUGAACUUAUAUGGACAAGUGCUUUUCCUAAAUUAUUAACUGAAACAGCAUUUCGUCUUGUUGAUUGUAAUUCUGAUGGUAUACUUGAUGUUAUAUUUGGUUAUGGUACUGGUGUAGACACAUUAGGAGAGAAUCAAUUGUUAUGUGAUCUUUAUUUUAAUGGAAUUUAUCCAUGUAAUGGAGGUGUUAAAGCUUUAGAUGGUCGAAAUGGACAAGUUUUAUGGAGUUAUGAUAAAUCAAAUCAUGAAGUAUUUGCAUUAAAUUGUCAACAAGAUAUUGAUGGAGAUCAUAUUCCUGAUUGUCUUACUGGUGGACGAGGAGGUACAUUUGAAGCAAUUAGUGGAAAAACUGGUGCAUUAAUAUGGACAUUUGAUAAUGAAGUACGAAGUACAACAAUGAAUUUUUAUACACCAUUAUAUUUAAAAAAAGAUUUUGAUAAUGAUGGUUUCAAUGAUAUUAUAACGAUACAUGGUGGUGAUCCAAUAAGAAAACCACAUGAUACUGUUAAAUUAGCAGGUGAAGUUCUUCUUAUUAGUACAAAAACUGGAAAACUAUUGAAUGUAUCUAUUGUUCCUGAUCGAAUGGAAUCCUAUUAUUCUCCACAAUUAUUACAAAGAUCAUCGAAUGAAGAAUAUAUUCUUAUUGGUACUGGUGGUGAAACACAUGGUGGUGGACUCUAUGCAUUUGAUCUAAAAUGUUUUACUAUUCAAUGUUCAUCACCUUAUACAAAAAUAAUCAGUGAUGAAUAUAAAGGUGUUAUGACACCACCGGUUUUAAUCGAUGUUAAUAAUGAUGAUAUUGAUGAUAUUAUUAUUCCACUUUAUAAUUCGACUUUAUUUGCAUUUGAUGGUAAAACAUUUAAACAAUUAUGGAAUAGAACGUUUCCGAGUUCAGAAACAUAUAGUUCUCCUGCAGUUGGAUAUUUUAAUAAUGAUGAUAUACCGGAUAUUAUGGUUCAUUAUCAAACAGGACCAGGAUAUCCAUUGUAUUAUAGUGCUCAAACAACGAUUCUUGAUGGUCUUACAGGCAAAACAAUUCUAGAUAAACCUGUUGAACAAACAGUUGGUGUACAAAGUUCACCAUUAACUAUAAGUUUUAAAGAACGUGGACAUGAUAUGUUUAUUUAUUGGAUGGGUGAAUGUGAUGGAAUUAAUAAUAGUACGGAAAGAAAAAUUGAUUACGAUAAAAAUACACCUAGUGCUCUUCUUUCACAUGCUGAUAUGUGUAAAUUAAGAUAUCAAACAACAAGUUUUACUGCACUUCAUGGUUUAACACAAUCGAUGAAACCCCCUGGUGUUCUUAUUUAUAAUUCAAAUCAUUAUGUUGCUCUUGAACGUAGUACUUCAAAACCAAGUUCAAUUGAUAUAGAAAAAUUUCUUGAAGAACAUCCAGAUUAUUCAUCACUCUAUAAAUCAUGGCAACGAUUAGAUAAUUAUAUGGAGGGUAAAGAAACAAUCGAUACAACACCAACGACAACAUCUGAUGAAACAAGUAAUGAAAUACAAACUAAUGAAGAUAAUGAAGAUGAUACUGAUUUUCAUACAAGUCGAAAAAAAUAUAAACGACAUGUUGGACCACAUGAUAAUGGUGGAUUACAAAGAACUAUUUCUACGGGUACAUUAGCUCCUUCAUUUGAAUUAAAUUCUAAAUCAAGUAUUGAUCUUAUAUUUGCAACAUAUUGGAUACAUUCUGAUACAUCAACAUUAUUACAUGCUGAUGAGCGUGCAUGUAUUGAUGAAGGCAUGGCUAAAGAAGAAGAUCGAUUAAAACCAACUAAUGCUAAUGUUUUCGGUAUGGAUCAUGAUGCAUAUGAACAUUAUAUAGAAGAUUUAUGUACAAAUAAAACUCGUUUAAAUGAAACUGUAUUGAGAAUUUCUCCUGAUUUAAUUGAUCAAGUACAAAUUUCAAUGUCAAAUCCAUUUAAAAAACAAUUAGGACAAUUAACUGUCUAUCGUAUUCGUCUUCAUUUUAAGAAAAAUCAAUGUGAACAAAAUAAUCUAACAAAUUGUCAAAUUAUUUCAGAAAAUAAUAAUCUUCUACCAUUUAAACAACAAAUAUGGCCAGCUUAUAUGGGAAUAAAUGGAGACUGUCAUGCAAAUAAUCGGUUUUAA